AUGAAUUUAGAUCAGACGAAUGAUGAGUCGUCCAAUACAUUCCUGUCCAAAGUUUGUCGCCCGAUCACUGUGAUACACCAAACUAUUAUUGAUAAGCUCUAUCCAUAUAGGAUAACUAGGUGGCUAUUCGCCUUCCUGUUAUUCGCUGUUUAUGUGCUCCGGAUAGCAUCUAUCCAGGGUUUCCAUAUAGUUAGUUAUACUCUAGCAAUUUAUUUGCUGAGUUUAUUUAUAUCAUUUAUAUCUCCAAAAGUCGAUCCCGCUGCCGCAGACUAUUUGGAUGAAAUCCCAACACUUCCACGAACUGUAGGUGAAGAGUUCAGACCUUUUAUUCCAAGAUUACUUGAAUCUAAAUUUUGGCUCUCUACUGUCCGUGCUGUUUUAAUCAGUAUAUUCUGCACAUUUCUCCCCUUCUUGGAUAUUCCAGUAUUUUGGCCGAUACUGGUUAUGUAUUUUAUAAUGUUGUUUGCUAUCAUGAUGAAAAAGCAAAUUAAGCAUAUGAUCAAAUACCGCUACGUUCCGUUUACUUACGGAAAACCGAGGCCUGUAGGAUCAAAUAAUAAGGAACAAGUAGCUCCUGUGAUUAAUUCAUAA
This is a messenger RNA of Schistosoma turkestanicum, 591 nucleotides long. The record is from the annotation of a GenBank genome assembly. Lineage: Eukaryota; Metazoa; Platyhelminthes; Trematoda; Strigeidida; Schistosomatidae.